AUGGUUGGCUCGCGUAAGGGACAGCUAUUGGAGGAGCAAGAAAAUUCGACUUCAAUACCAGCAUGGCAGCGAGCGAGCAGUGUACCAGCACAUAAAAGACCACUUAUUGUUUCUGCGAAGGGAUCUAGUAGUGCUGGUUCUGUAAGCGAUGAAGCCUUCCAACAGGCGUUUACUGAAGUCCCGAAAUGCAACAUAUUUUCGUCCAAGCAACUAAAGGAUCAGAUCGGCGAAAUAUGUGCAGUUCUUGAAAACACAGAUGUAGUUUGGAGUCGUCGUAUGACUGCGUUGAAAACAUUGCGUGCAUUGAUUAUUGGCGGAGGCUUGGACUACUCGGACUUCUCAGAAGAAGUACGUGAAAUGCAGGCAGCUCUACUCACCUCCGUUAAAGAUUUGCGGUCGCAAUUGUGUCGCGAAGCAUGCGUUACCAUUGCUUUCUACUGCGAAAGAUUAGGGCUUGUGAUGGUUAGCGUAAUAGAAGCGCUCAUGCCAACGCUUAUUUCAUUAAUGCAGAAUAGUGCCAAGGUAAUGGCAACAAGUGCGCAGCUUGCUUUACAGUACGUUGUUAAAUAUGUAUGUAGUGCCAAAUUACUUCCUCAUUUGCAAACUGCAAUGUCUUCAAAGUCAAAAGAGAUUAGAAGGAACACCGCAUCAUUGCUUUUAAUAGCGCUAACUCUUUGGGAUAGCAGAACAGUAGAAAAGAACAUGAACAUUUUUUUAGAAUGUAUCAAGGCAAGUAUAAAUGAUGCUGAUCCAGAAACGCGCAGAACGGGUCGCGCACUUUUCAUGCAGCUAGAUCAGGAAUACAAGAAGCAAGCCGAUAUGCUUUAUAAAACUUUGGACCCAUCAAGACAGCGAACACUGUCUGGCUUUGUAUCCCAGUCAUCGUCAUCACAAUCAAUUAUUUCUGAGCGAGACGCUUUACCUAUUUCACAACGAAAUGCUGCUUAUGUACUACAUAAAGCAAGUCCCUCAUACUACGCUGGACGUUCGACGUCUGAUAUAGAUCCUGGUGCAGUGAGACGUGUCACAAAUCGUGCUGUACGAACAGCUUCUAAGCCUCUUCAGCAAGUAAAUGGCACCCCAUCAACAACUCAAAUGAGGACAAGUGCAGCCCAACGUUUGUCAUCAGCAUCACAGAAGUUCGUUUCAUCGUUACGCCGUGUACCGCCAACACCAACAAAUUAUGUUAGAUCUCAGCCCGGUAGUCGAAGUACUUCACCAGCUUCUCGUUUCCCUGCACGCGUUCCUCCUCGAUCACAAAUGAGUAGUCGAACGAAAAUUCAGAUAGACGAGUCAGAAGAUCAUGCUUCUGUUAGCAGUGAUUCAUUUAGGUUUGAAACGAUGGAGUUAGCAACUGCGCUUUCUUGUUGUGGCUUAUCCUCUACCACAGAGAAAAAGGAAGGCUUAAAAGCACUGUUCACUAUUAUUUCAAGUGACAAACAAAUUAAUACAAUGGAUUUGAAGAAAAUCGUUGAACGUUUAAAUCCAUUGAUCGGCGAAGGUGCUCAUAAGCUUUUGCAACCGCUUGCGGAUACAUUGAUAGCUUUGGUACGUCGCUAUCAUGAGGAACUGAACGAAUGGUUGAAUUUGUUGAUACCAAAGCUAGUAGCCAAAUGUUCUACUGAUGUUCUACCUAGUAAUCUAGAAAAAUAUCGAAUUAUGACGGAAGCUGUGCGGACGAGUUUUGAUCCAGAAAAACAAUUACACGCUGUUUGCAAGUUUAUCCGUGACCCGGUGCGGAAUAACGUUAACGUCAAGAUAAAACAUGGAUUACUGAUGUAUUUGCAUGAUUUAAUGCGCGGCAUGGAUUCAGCUCCAUCGAUGAAUCAAAGUGAAGUUCGACAGGCAGUUAGUAAAAUAUUCCAGUGGAUUGACGAUCCAAAAAAUACCUGUUUGAUAUCGAUCAGCGAAAAGAUCGUGUGUGACAUGUUCCAUCUAAAUGCCAGUGACUUUACUUCAAUGCUUGCUACUUUUCCAAAUGACCUGAAAGAUCGGUUGCAAACUAUUAUUCGUAGAAAUAGCUUUUGCUUAUCAGCCAGCAAUGGGAUUAACUCAAACGAAGCACGGGCGGGUAUAUUAGAAACAACAGCACAGAUUAAUGAUUUUGUUGAUCGACGAGCAGGUUUACCUAUGUCAUCUCCUCGUGUAUCACCUCAGCUAACGAAUGAUUCACUUCGCAGCUCAUUUGAUGGCACUCCAUUGCGACGCACAAGCCGUGAGGAUCAGAAUGGAUCGUUAUCUGGUUAUAUUUUGGAUCCGCAAGGUUUCGCGAAUGGUCUAGAACAACAGGAAGAAUUAAUAACCAAGAUAGGAGAGGAACUUUCACUUCAUAAUCAAAGAAGUGAGGAGCGUCAGAGGGCAAUGUCAGUACUUUCGCAGAUCACGCGUGAUAAUUUAUUUUCCCUUUGGGAUAAGCAUUUCAAAAUGAUAUUUUUAUUACUCAUUGAAACACUCAAGGAUAACGAUGAAAAUAUUCGUCGAAUGGCAUUAAAACUUUUAAAGGAAAUUUGUUAUGCACAAGCUUCCCGUUUCAAUGAAUUUGCGGAAAUGGCGCUAAUGCGUGUUCUCGACGCUUGUACGGAUGAGUCGAAGCUUGUAGUAACAGCGGCAGAAGAAUGUGGCAGUGUAUUAGCUACACAUGUUUCAUCGGCAACAUGUCGACGGGUGCUCCUCGCCAUUAUAAAAUCAGAUGUUGGCGAACCAAAAAUUCAUAUUGCUAUCAAAUUGUUGACAAAAGUGAUUGAAUCACUUAGUGCCACUGAGUUAGAGUUGAUCCUGGAUGAAGUUGCACCACCAAUUGUUGACACAUAUAAUUAUGUGAGUAGUUCAAUUCGUAAAGAAAGCGUUGUAUGCUUAGUGGCAAUGAUUAUGCUUGUAGGAGAAGAACAUAUGGCACCGUAUUUAUCAGAACUUAAUAAAGGAAAACAGAAGUUAAUAGAAGUUUAUGUGAACCGUAUGAAAGGAAUAUUCCAAUGA
This is a messenger RNA of Cercopithifilaria johnstoni, 2976 nucleotides long. The record is from the annotation of a GenBank genome assembly. NCBI's taxonomy places the organism in Eukaryota, Metazoa, Nematoda, Chromadorea, Rhabditida, Onchocercidae.